Messenger RNA from Toxorhynchites rutilus septentrionalis, 1878 nucleotides. It is a transcript of the gene KdelR, whose product is annotated as ER lumen protein-retaining receptor. Gene Ontology annotation, biological process: protein retention in ER lumen; endoplasmic reticulum to Golgi vesicle-mediated transport. The record is from RefSeq and is a predicted model, not a curated record. Lineage: Eukaryota; Metazoa; Arthropoda; Insecta; Diptera; Culicidae. Gene Ontology annotation, cellular component: endoplasmic reticulum; cis-Golgi network; membrane. Gene Ontology annotation, molecular function: ER lumen protein retrieval receptor activity. The transcript has a single exon. The coding region runs from base 259 to 897 and encodes 212 amino acids.
AUUCUAAUAAGACAAGGAAGCCGCUCCGAUUCCGUCGAACAGGAGGAAGCGAGAAAGACACGGAUUGCCAUCUUGGGUGGAAGAAGAGUGUUUACACGUCAGUCGGUUUGGUUUCACAGUGAGCGAAAAAUUUUAAUUUCACCGAUUGUCUGGAAGGUUUUUUCUACGGAAUUACUACCUGGUGAUAGCUGGAGAAUACCCUGAUUAUUUUGUUGAAGUUAGAAGUGGAGCCGCUGUGAAGGCAUUUAAGCGAGAGCGAUGAAUAUUUUUCGAUUGGCCGGUGAUUUGUCACAUCUAUUAGCUAUUAUCUUGCUGCUGAUAAAGAUAUGGAAGACGAGGUCGUGCGCCGGAAUAUCCGGCAAAUCGCAGAUUCUGUUCACUGUGGUGUACAUAAGUCGUUACCUGGAUCUGGUGACAACGUUCAUCAGUGUUUAUAACACGACAAUGAAACUGGUCUUCAUCAGCUCUUCGGUCGCAACGAUCUAUUUGAUGUAUGCGAAAUUUAAGGCCACAUACGACCAUAAUCACGAUUCGUUCCGCAUCGAGUUUCUGCUGGUUCCCUGUUUCAUUCUGGCGCUGCUGAUUAACGCGAGCUUCACACCGCUGGAAGUGCUGUGGACUUUUUCGAUCUACUUGGAAGCGGUGGCCAUUUUGCCGCAAUUGUUCCUCGUCAGCAAAACAGGCGAGGCGGAGAGUAUCACCAGCCACUAUCUGUUCGCGUUGGGUUCCUACCGUGCUUUGUAUCUGCUCAACUGGAUCUACCGAUACUACGCCGAGGGACACUACGACUUGAUUGCUAUUUUUGCCGGAGCCAUUCAGACGAUCUUGUACUGCGAUUUCUUCUACCUCUACAUUACCAAGGUAUUAAAGGGAAAGAAGCUCCAGCUUCCUGCGUAAGGAGACCCUCGGGAGGUAGGAGAAAGACUUAUCUCUUAGAUUUAUUUAAGUUACUCCAAAAACUUGAUAAUAAAAGCAGCAUUCAAGAGAAGGCAUUAGCGUUUACAUUGAAGGGUAGAUGAUCAGAGCAGAAUGCUGAUAAAAAUUAAACAAGGAAAACCGAUACAUUAGUAGUUUUUAAUGUAAGUAUCAAAAAAUGUAGGUCAGAAGUUCAGACAUCAUUGAAAUGAUCCGUGUGUGUUUGUAGCAAAAUCACAAUCUCCGUCUCCGGUCGAUUGAAAACAUAAAAUAACAGAAAUGAACCGCCGCAACACGGGGAGCAUUAAACUAAUAACAUUUGUGAAUAUUGCAAUACCAAUUACCGCAUGUUGGUUAACCACUUUUCGGCUUAUUCAGCGAGCCUUUGAUCCCUAUCUUCGAUUCAUCUAACUGAUGCGAACGUAUCUUUUGAGAAACAACCAUGUUGGCACUAGCUUAUAAAAUUUUCAAAUGUUUCAACUUGUGAUUCAAGUUUAAACGGAAGGUGAACUUUAGUGUUUUUGUUUGUCUGUACUGCUGCAGUCGAGUAUGCUAUUACCGACUUUCCCGUAAAGACCCUCCGGUAUAAAACAGUGAGCAUGAAUAUGUCUGCAAAUAUAUGGUUUGAAUCCCUCUUGUUGCACAAAAUACAUAGGGCAAAAACAAAGGACAAGCAAAUUCUCAGUGUCACUGUUAUAUAUUUAUUCCCACCAUUCCUGUUUUCGAUUCGUGUCAUUGACUUUAACAGAGUCAAAGCGUUUAUGUUUUCCGUUUCCAUGAAACUAACGAGAACACUUUCCUAUGUUUGUUCCAUCUCAACCGAAAAAAAUAAAUUUUGUGGGCUAUUUUAAUUAAUAUAUUUCGCAUUCUCCUGUUUCAUUAAAAAUGUAAUAUUUUAUUGCUAUUGUAAUUCGUAAAAGAAAUAAUGGAUAUAAGAUAAUACGAAUAAAGUAUGGAAACAAA